Mizuhopecten yessoensis (Yesso scallop) is the source of this 2271-nucleotide messenger RNA. RefSeq lists its product as uncharacterized. Bases 1361 to 2221 code for a protein of 286 amino acids. Lineage: Eukaryota; Metazoa; Mollusca; Bivalvia; Pectinida; Pectinidae. The record is from RefSeq and is a predicted model, not a curated record. Gene Ontology annotation, cellular component: trans-Golgi network. The transcript has 6 exons.
ACUAGGUUGUGAUUAAGCGGUAUAUAAGAACCUCGAAUUAUAAUUAUUAUAAUUAAUUAUAUGCUUUAACACAGAUAUAGAGCGUUUAUUCGAUCAUUUGGGAUGAAACGUCCUCGCAAUAUAAAGAAGGUACACAGGGAGAAACAAUGGUAACAAGAAAGUUUCCUUAUGUGUCCUCAUACAAGUGCCCACUUACGAUACGCUUGCAACUGCACACAGCGUAUCUAUCCGUGGUUAGUCUUAUAUCUCUUAUACAGAGGACAAGGAACACACCGAUCCCAGUCGCCUAUUAUGAUCAUGCAGCUGCCUAGAUACAGCAGGCAUAUUCUCUUGAACGUACACAUGUUGCCAUCGAAUGUCAUUCGAAAAACUCGAACAUUUCCUUUCUACAAAAUUCUUAACAUGGUUCUCUGGUUAUUACACUGAUGUGUAACGACCAAGACAUGAUAGUUUGGAACACAUAGUCACUUGCGUAUUCAAAGUGUCAUGUCAUGGUUGAUACACAUCAGAGUAAUAACCAGAGAACCCUUUCAAGUACCUCAUUGACCAAUAUGGAAAUGGCGUCAUAUUUGCGCUUAUAAUGGAAUGAAUCAACUUCAUUUUUAGUUGGUUGAUAUAGCAAAUUGUAACACAAAUGUUUUCCCCUGGACAUUCAUUAGUAUAUUUAUACUACAUCCUCAACACAACGACAUCAUAGUAACUCCUUAGUGAUACGGAGAGAUUAAUACAGGGACGGAGAGACACUUCCAUGAUAAAAUAACCAACGAUUCACAACAAAGACAACUGUGAAUAAAAAUAUCUGAUUACAUCCUCACUUUUGAUUUGUUUUUAUGCAAGUUGUAGUGAAAACGUCUAUCAAAACUAAACGGAAUUCAAACGCUAAUGUAUUGUUAGCAAUACUUAAUACAUACAAUCAUCAUGUAUUAUUUCUUAGUGAUUAGAAAUUUGACAGGGUCACUCUCAAACAUGUGGUGGUCUAUAAGGGAUGCGUACAUAUUACGAGAAAAGAAAGAAAGUUACAAUGAUGCUUAUAAACCGUGUGAGUUUAAUCAAGAACGUAACAUAGACUCGAUCACAAACAAAUAGCAUGUAUCAUACCCUAGUUUAAGUAGUCUUAUUAAACGAAUAAUGGGAGACUUUAUCUCAAAUUGUGUCAACAUCACGUUACACAAGUUUUAAUCUUGAACGUGUUUAUCAGCUUGAUAAUGGCACAUUUAUAUACGUCGUUUGUACAGAUAUAUAAAUAUAUAUGACAUACUUACGAGGGGCAUUUAAAAACACUUUUUAUUAUUGAUGAACGGUGUGUUAAUACCUUCGAUAAAGCAAACUAUCUCUAAAAACUCACCACUGAGCAAUUGUAAUGGCAUCAACUCUCCUGUUGGUGUUUGGGAGCAUUGGACUGUCCUUGGCACAGAUCCCCAUCACGUGUGAAAGAGUAUCGCCAUGUAUCUGUAAGGAUCAGAAUGGACGGUUUGUAGAUCUCCGACCUCUAGCCCGACAGGAUGGAACUCCGAGAUACCAUGAUGUGCCGAACUUUGGUGGGCGUGAGCCAUCCAAGACGGUCUAUUCUUACAAUCCCUGUUUCGGAUUUAGCGAGGGACCAGCUGGCAGUGCAUGUAAAGAUGUAGCAGUUUGUCAGAGCAGUAAUGGAACCUCUGAAUUCGUCGAUCUUGGGGAUCAGAGAUCAGCUACAUUCAGCCACUUCGACAACGGAAACUUGUCUGUCGUGUACAAUUCUAAGGACAAACGCUACCAGACGAUCGUUAGUCUGUACUGUUCUGACGGUGGCACAGAAAGGGAAUUUUACGUACAAGGGGACAUAGGAUCGGGUACAACUUGGUUACAGCUGUUCACAAAAUAUGCUUGUCCACGAAAUGAGAGUGACAUUGAUGAAUUCGAGUUUGACCAUUGGAUAACAGAAACAAUGGCCGGAUCACAGCCGGAAACGGAACCAGUCUUUACUACACCUCCGCCUCCACACGUGGUGACCAUGACUGCCCUACCAGGACCUCCCCCUACUUCCAGUCCCGCGACAGUUAGCCUCGUCGUAUUAUUACUGCUUGCCAUUCUGGUCUGUGUAACCUUAAUACUAGCCGUCCUGGUGGGCUCAAUGAUGGUCCGCAGUGCGAGGAAGAUACUAUUCAGGGACUCUGUUGUCUACCAGCCUGUACCCACAGAACCGCAAGCUUAUUACGACAAAUCUUUUGGCAUUAUCUUGUAAAGAAACCCCAGGUUCUUGAGUUAUAUGUUAAUUUUCCGAUAAAUAAAUUU